This is a messenger RNA of Musa acuminata AAA Group (dessert banana), 3026 nucleotides long. Its product is annotated as CBL-interacting protein kinase 5-like. The record is from RefSeq and is a predicted model, not a curated record. Gene Ontology annotation, molecular function: protein serine/threonine kinase activity; ATP binding. NCBI's taxonomy places the organism in Eukaryota, Viridiplantae, Streptophyta, Magnoliopsida, Zingiberales, Musaceae. The transcript has 2 exons. The coding region runs from base 1252 to 2640 and encodes 462 amino acids. Gene Ontology annotation, biological process: signal transduction; protein phosphorylation.
AUUCCUCAAGAGCUGCUGUCUGCCACCAAUUCUCUCCCUCCACAUCCCCAAAGAUAUCGAAAUAUUGGGAGUAUUCAAUUCCAAUUACUGUUGUGGUGCCAUGCCAAUCCACCUGGCAUUCUCAUUUGGGCCGAUACACAGCACAUCACACUCCCAUCUCUUUCCAAGGAAGAAUUGAGGGCUUAACAGGAGAUACACACAUCCACAAAAUAGGGACCAUGCUUGGCUGCUGUGACAUUAGGUUGCACUGCGAACACGUAUCUUAGAGAACUGAAGCUGUUUCUUUGACAGGAAAGCUUAGCGCUGCAGCCUUGUCCACAUAUCUCGGAGCCAUGUUUCUUAAAUCUUGACAAUAUGAAGUCUCCCGGGUUGCAGAGAUCAAAGGAGCAAACUGCAGGUAUCAGCUCAUUCUUGGGUAUCUCAAGAAAUUGUGUCAACUGAAACUAUGAUGAAUGUUACCGAAGGACUCACUUCGUAGGAUACAAGAAGUCUGCAGAAGACCGUUCAUAGCUUCCUGCUGAUGAUGGAAAGCUGGACAAAUGCUUCGAUAAGGCUAGCUGAAUCACUGCAGAUUAAAAGCAAACAUGCUUGAGGAACAACAUUAAACUGUAAGUGGAGAGUUCUUUAAAUUAAACAGAACUACAGAACAAGAAGAUAAAAGAAAUGUGAACAAAGAGAGCCACAAAUGAAUCUACAUGUUAAAUCGCUGGAGUUUAUUUUGUCUCAUUUUUACCAUUUAUGAGACAACUGUUUGCAAUAAUCUAGCAGAGGCCACAUUCAAUAUAAUUCAAAAAUACACAUUUAUAUUGUAUUGCUAUGCAAAUGAAGAAUCAUUUUUGUUGAUGCCUAAAAUGUUGCUCCUCCCAGGAUAAGCAUUUCUCCUGCAAAUAGCCUAAACCCAUCCUUGCCUAGAAUAGUAUCUAAGAUACCAUCCACAACCUCGGCCUGGAGAAUUAAGACAGUGGAGGCAUCACCCUUGGCUAUCUUUAGACAGUAAAUUUCUCGACAACAAUUGGGAAGGAGCCAAAAAUUUAUGGCCUUACAUUCAAAGAACUAGAAAAACAACAUGAAUUGCCUCUACCUCUGCUUCUGUCUCUGCAGGUUCCAAUCGCACCUGCCAAGAGGCAUGGAUUUUGGUCCUUGCCCUUUCUUAUGUGAUGUCUUAUGGAGGGAAGAAACACUCGGAGAGAUGUGCUUUGUGUAUCAAUAAUUUGAUCACAUUGUUGUCAUCUCCAUUUCAAGCAGAAAGAUAUGGAGAAGAAAGGAACCAUACUGAUGCGCCGCUACGAGAUUGGAAGAUUGCUUGGGCAGGGCAGCUUUGCAAAGGUAUACCAUGCUAGGAGGUUGGCUUCAGGCCAGAAUGUCGCCAUUAAGGUCAUCAACAAGGAGAAGGUGACGCGCGUGGGAAUGAUUGAACAGAUAAAAAGGGAGAUCUCAAUUAUGCGCCUCGUUCGCCAUACAAAUAUCGUGCAGCUUUAUGAGGUCAUGGCCAGCAAGAGCAAGAUCUACUUUGUGAUGGAGUAUGUCAAAGGUGGUGAGCUCUUCAACAAGGUUGCAAAAGGAAGCCUCAAAGAGGAUGCUGCAAGGAAAUAUUUUCAGCAACUGAUUGGGGCAGUUGAUUUCUGUCACAGCCGCGGUGUCUACCACCGCGAUCUCAAGCCCGAGAACCUCCUCAUCGAUGAGAAUGGAAACCUUAAGGUGUCGGACUUCGGACUGAGUGCCCUCAAAGAGUCACAGAGGCAAGAUGGUCUACUCCACACGCUAUGUGGUACACCAGCCUAUGUUGCUCCCGAGAUCAUCAACAAAAAGGGUUAUGACGGCGCGAAGGCAGAUAUAUGGUCCUGCGGAGUAAUCCUCUAUGUUCUAUUGGCAGGCUACCUACCAUUCCAUGACUCAAACCUAAUUGAAAUGUACAGAAAAAUAACAAAAGGGGAGUUUAGGUUCCCUCAUCGGUUCCCUUCCGAUGUCCGAAAGCUCCUCACCAGACUCCUUGACCCCAAUCCCAACACUCGAAUCACAAUUGAGAUGUUGGUAGAGAAUCCAUGGUUUCGAAAAGGAUUCAAGCCGGCGGUGGCACCAACCCCAUCAGAAAGUUUGAGCAACCUGAAAGAUGUGAUUUCAGCUUUCAGCAUUGAGAUCAACAAUGAUGAUCGCACUCAGAAAGCAGAAAUGUCUGAGCCCAUGAAACCUACCAGCCUAAAUGCAUUUGACAUCAUCGCUCUGUCCCCAGGAUUUGAUCUUUCAGGGCUCUUUGAGACGGGAAAUAGAGAAAAGCAGGAGGCCAGAUUUACAACCCAGAAGCCAGCUUCGGCAAUAGUGUCAAAGCUUGAAGAGAUUGCUGAAAUGGAGCAUUUCAAGGUAAAGAAGAAGGACGGAUUGGUCAAGUUAGAGGGAAGAAAAGACGGAAGGAAAGGGCAACUUGCAAUUGAUGCAGAGAUUUUUGAGGUCACACCUGCAUUUUAUGUUGUUGAGGUAAAGAAAUCAUCCGGAGACACAAUGGAGUACCAGAAAUUCUGCAACCAAGAUCUUAAACCUUAUCUCAAGGACAUUGUAUGGGCUUGGCAAGGAACAGAUCAGCACCAGCUACCACCUCUGCCACCAGCACCUCAGCCAAACUUAAUGUCUGGCCCUGUCUCCUGAGACAUGAAUCCAACUUUAUCUUUUUUUUUCUUGGUUCUGAUUUUGCAGCUCUUAAGAACAAGAUCUGCUCUCGUAAGCAUCACAUUCUGGUAUCCUGGUUAAUUUCCAUGUGAAUUUCCACUGAAACAACAGCAUCAUAGAGACUCUCUUUAUGACUCCAGAGAUGUGCGGUGCAUCAUCCAAGGAUCUAUUGUAUAGCAAGCACAGUUAAGCCACUCAUCUGUGCUCUACAUACUUUCUCCUUUAUAUAUGUAUGGCAAGUACAGAUAAAUCUUCCAUUUGUGCUCUAUAUAAUUUUUUGCUUUCAGAUGUAUCAUAGAUGAUACAUUCACAGUGCUAAAUGCUAUAAACUUCUUUUUAUAAUACCAGCUACUAUUUCAUUUGCA